Salvelinus fontinalis (brook trout) is the source of this 9948-nucleotide messenger RNA. Its product is annotated as caskin-2-like. The record is from RefSeq and is a predicted model, not a curated record. Lineage: Eukaryota; Metazoa; Chordata; Actinopteri; Salmoniformes; Salmonidae. Gene Ontology annotation, molecular function: protein binding. The coding region runs from base 967 to 5175 and encodes 1402 amino acids. The transcript is spliced from 21 exons.
UUCGCUCUAGGUCGCAGAGGGAUUUGGCGAAAGAUGUCCUCCUAACGCAGGGACAAUUCAGGCGAGUUAUCUUUCAGGAAUUGUCUGUCUGGCGCGAAUGACAGGAUUUUAUUUACUGUAAGCAAAAUAAGAUUUAACUGAAUAAUGUCAGUUAGACUUUCAAUAAUGUAUCUAAACGUUGUCUGGAUUAUGUGUUGCCAGUAGCAGCAUAACUUCUUCAUACAGGCAGAUUCCAUUGAGUCUACAAGCACCUGACUGCUGAGCACUACACCCUGGCUUCAACGCUUCACCAGUCCAAGGUCAAGGACCGUAUAACAUCUGUCAACAUUUUCUGGAGAAUUGGCAAUUGGAGUUCCAGACAGCUCCAAGGGAGGAAAAAAAACAGUUGAGGGGAAAGUGGAAGGAGUAAAAGGAGAUGUAUUCCGUCAUGGAAUGAUCCUCAGGUUGGCGGACACAGAGGAGAACCCGAAACACACCCAGCCCUGAGGACAAGUAGACUACGCGACACACCCAGCCCUGAGGACAAGUAGACUACGCGACACACCCUGCCCUGAGGACAACUCCAGAAAUACUGCAUUUUAAUUUAGACCAGGACAGACAACAACCAGAACCCCACACACAAACACACUCUGGAAACAAACCGACCAACAAAAAGGCAGAGGAACAACAACCAACUACCCCAAUUUAUCUCACCAUCUCACCCAGCUGGUGCCUAGGCUCACCCAGUUAAUAACAAUGGUCUGGUCCGUUCCUAUCUGAUUGACACAGACUGACUGUCUGGCUGGUUUGGGUGUUUUGUGACGCUCCUCUAUACGUUCAUCAUCAUUGUGUCUGAUUUUGAAGAGCUGAAGGACCCACCAUGCAUCUGACUGUGUGAAGUUGAGCGCUCGACUGCCAAGGACCACUUAGACUACUGACCUCGUAAGGGCCGUGUGUGCUCACUGGUUGCUUGUGUGGUGGUCGAUCAUGGGUAAGGAGCAGGACCUCCUGGUGGCAGUGAAGAGUGGAGACAUCCUCCUGGCCCACAAACUCCUGGCCAAGGUCACAUACAACAAAACCAAGUUGCUGGGCUCCACAAAGAGGCUCAACAUCAACUAUCAGGACUCAGAUGGGUUUUCAGCGUUACACCAUGCAGCUCUAACAGGCACCACUGAGCUGCUGUCUCUACUACUGGAGGCUCAGGCCAUUGUGGACAUCAAAGACAUUAAUGGUAUGCGUCCGCUACAUUAUGCAGCGUGGCAGGGUAAAGCUGACUCUGUGUUGCUGCUGCUGAGAGCUGGAGCCUCUGUUAACAUGCUGUCACAGGACGGACACAUACCUCUACACCUGUCUGCACAGUACGGACACUACCAGGUGUCUGAGAUGCUACUCCAGCACCAGUCUAAUCCCUGUCUGGUGAACAAGGCCAACAAGACCCCUCUGGACCUGGCCUGUGAGUUUGGCAGACUCGAGGUUGCUCAAUUGUUAUUGAACAGCAACAUGGUGGUAGCUCUGUUGGAGGGGGAGGGGCUAGACGGUUUAGACAAUGCCUCCUCCAACACGCCCCUUCACCUGGCCGCUCGCAACGGACACAAAGACAUCAUCAGGGUGCUACUGAAGGCUGGUAUAGACAUCAACAGAACCACUAAGGCUGGCACCUGUCUGCACGAGGCUGCCCUCUACGGCAAGACUGAAGUAGUGUGUCUGCUGCUGGACGCUGGUAUUGAUGUGAAUCUGCGUAACACUUACAACCAGACAGCUCUGGACAACGUCAACCAGUUCACCACCUCAUCAGCCAGCAAGGACAUCAAGAUAAUAUUACGAGAAGCGUUAGGGUCUCUCCAGGUGAGAGCUGUGAAGGACUACUGGAACCUUCAUGACCCUACAGCCCUCAACCUCCGUGCUGGAGACCUCAUCAUGGUGUUAGAGCAGCACACGGACGUGCGGUGGAAAGGUCAUAUCCAUGACAACCAGAGAGGAACGGACCGGGUCGGAUACUUCCCUUCGUCUGUAGUGGAGGUCAUCAGCCAGAGAGCAGGGGGUUCUGUCUCAUGUCAGGUCUCGUUACCAAGCCAACGGCAGCAGCCCUUCCUGUCAAGAGCUCCUCCCACCAGUAUUGGCUCCGCCCCCCAUAUUGAGGACUCCUACGCCUUGUACUAUGACCACGCAGCAGGAGACAGGAACAGUGUUGGCAGUGCAGGCAGCAGUGCAGGUAGUGUGGGCAGCAGUCGUAGUGCUGGCAGCGGGCAGAGCUCAGAGAACGGCUUCGGACAGAAUGGGACACACAAGCUGGCUCCCUCUGCUGGUGAGUCCAGAGAACAGCAGUUCCUCCCUGCAGGACCAGACCCCAGCAAACAACCUGAUGGACAUACAGGUGGUCCGAGUCGUCAAGUCAGUGGUGGUACUCGGUUGGGGGAGCAGAGUGGCUUCAUGUGUCCAGACAUAGUCCUGGUGGGCAGUGACUCUGAGGCCAUCUACCAAUGGCUGUGUGAAUUCCAGCUGGAGAGCUACACUGCUAACUUCCUCACAGCAGGAUACGAUGUACUUACUGUCAGUAGGAUGACCCCAGAGGACCUGACCGCCAUCGGUGUGACCAAACCAGGCCACCGAAAGAAGAUCUCCAUGGAGAUAGGCAACCUGAACAUCCCAGAGUGGCUGCCUGACUACAUCCCUUCUGAGCUGUCAGAGUGGUUGAGUGCGAUCGGUCUCCCUCAGUACCAGAAGAGACUGUGUGAGAAUGGUUAUGACACCAUCAGCAUCGUCAAGGAUAUCACCUGGGAGGACUUAUCAGAGAUAGGAAUCACCAAGCUGGGUCAUCAGAAGAAGCUGAUGUUAGCCGUGAAGCGUUUAUGUGACCUGCAUCGUUCUCGUCACCAUGCCAACGGCUCCGACACGCUCCGGCAUAAACCUACCACGGCCCUGGUGGCUAUUGAGCCCCCCGAGAUCCCCUACGACUGCUGCCCCCUGACCCCUCACACCCCCAGGACACCCUUCCUCUCCUUCCAUGACAGCGAGCUGAGCACAGAGCUACAGAACACCAUGAUGGGGAGGGCAGCAGGAGGAGGGGUGGGGAGAGGGAGGUUUGGGAUGGGUGUGAGGGAGAGCAUUAGCCAGGAGAGCAUCGGAACGCGCUCCCGCGGAUCCGGGAAUUCUGGGAAAUCUGGGAAUUUUACGGGAUAUUCCCAAGAGCUUCACCAACAGACUCUGGCAUCGGCUGGAGUGCACAGUCGCUCGGACGAAAGCUUGGGAGGAGGGGGAGGAGGAGGUGGGAGACAGGGGGGAGGAGGUAGUCCAGGGAGAGACCGUCAGAGACUCACAGAGGUGUGGCCAGACCAGAAGCGCCACCCCCAGCCACCCACUAAACUACCCAUCACCCCCCUCACCCCUCCUCUCACCCCCAGCUCGAUGCCCCGCUUCGCCUACCCAGCCGUGCCUAGUAAACCCAAACCUUGCAAGCCCCCUGCCCACCCCCACCCUCACCCCUUCUCCUCUCCCCCCUCUCCCCAGGCAUCCCCCACACAGAGGGCAUUCAACUACCUCCACACCCAGGAAGGAGGCACCUAUCUGUGCCAACGUGGUCUACCCAAGCCCCAGGCUGGAGCAAUCCCCCUCCCAGGACUAGGCCUCAACACAGAGGCUCUUAAGAAACACACCCAGAGUCUGUCCCGCUACGCCCUGUCAGAUGGAGAACCGGAAGACGACGAGUCAUCGCUGCAGGAAUCUGUUCCUCCGGUGACCAUGCCCUCGUACGCAACACUAGGACGCAAACCAGGCUGCGGCCGAUCAAAUUCCUCCGCCGUCCAACGCCACAUCAGCCGGAGCCACUCAUUCGCUCGCCGCAAAGGCCCGCCCCCACCGCCACCUAAGAGGAUGAGCUCGGUGAGUGGCAGCCAGGCCAGCGAAUCAGGAGGAGCGGCAGUAGUGUCAGGGCAGGUGGAGGUGGGAGGGGUGGAGACAGAGAGUGCAGGCAGUGUGAGAAGCAUCGCAGCCAGGCUACAAGGGUCCAGGCCCGGGGGCAGCCCCUCUAAGGGGGUAGCGUUACCCUCCCCUCGCACCCCCACCCUCGCCUCCCACAAACCUGUACUCGCUCUGGGGCUGGGAGGCCUGAGGAGGAUGGGGGGCGAGCGGAGGGAUAGAGAUGGAGGGAUAGAGAGAAGCCCAGAAGAGGAGAGAGUGUGGAAGGAUGGUUCAGUAUUGGAAAGCUCUACAUCACCUCAGAGUAGCUCCAGUGAGAACCUCCCUUUCGCGGAGGAGGGCAACCUCACCAUCAAACAGCGGCCCAGGAUGGGAGCAGGCUUCCGGUCAGACCCUGAAAUCCAACCCCAGGCUUCUCCAGAAGGCCCAAAAAUGCAGGCCCCAAAGUCCUUGGGGGUCCCUGAGUUCAACCUCAAAGAGUCGGACACCGUCAAACGACGGCGUCAGCCCAAAGACCGGGAUACACACACACUGGACGAGAUCUUCACCGCCAGCGAAGACGACGGACACACACAGCCACACACACACAGCCGGUCCAACGGCUUCCACACACACACAAACGGAGACAAGCAAGAGGAGGAAGCAGGCGUGAAGUCAGGAAGCUGUUUACAGAGAGCAGAAUCGACAGGGAAAGGCCAGAAACCACCCCUGGCCUCCAAACCAACCAGCCCUCCCCUCAAACCUGUCCUCACCCUUAUACCAGCCAGUCAACAGAAGACAGUGACAGGCAGCACACAGAACCAUAUAACAGCCAGUCAAAAUACACACACAACCACCUCUAUACCAGACAAUCCACAGAAACCAGUAACAGCAACCAAAGCAGGCAGUCCGCAGAGAACAGUAACAUACAGGCCAACGAACCAGAUGCCUGCUACUGUCUCUGCCUCUACACUUCCCCAUCUCAGCUCAUCCAUAACCUCAGCCCCUACAGCCCAGGCAACCCGCGCUCCAUCCUACUGCACCUUGGUGCCUCCAGGCCAGGCAGGGAGAGCAGGAAAGGCCCAGUAUGGUGAGGCCUGCUCGGAGGUGUUGGUUCAGAGGAGGCUGGAUGAGACCAACACGUCACUGGAGGCAGCUCUGAAAGUUGUAGAGAGAAAAAUGUCUCAGGAUGACUGCACUGACGGUGGCAGCAGCCCAGUGAAAGCAGCAGGGAAUAUCCUGGAUGACAUUGGCAACAUGUUUGAUGACCUCGCCGACCAACUGGAUGCCAUGUUGGAUUAAAUACCUCCUCUUCACUCAAGGCAACCUGAAUAGGACCAGUAGGAUUGGGUUGCAAAUUGCACCCUCUUCCCUACAGAGCCCUGGUCAAAAGAAGUGCACUAUAUAGGGAAUAGGGAGCCGUUUGGGAUGCAUGGCUAGAAUUGAUUAGACUGAUGCACUGAUCUGCAUGUUUCAUAGGGUGGAUGAGAGAAAGUAGGAGCGGGGAGAGGAAGAGGGAGGGAAAGUGAAAGGGCGAAGGGGGGGGGAAUGUGGUGAAGAGAGCAGUCACAAUGUGGAGAACCUCUGACUGCACUUGAAAGAGUGUGGAUAUCCUAAACACACACAUCGGGACUUGCCUUAACUGGAGCGCAUAACCCUGGAUCAAUGGUUUUGCUUGGCAAAGACAGCACAAUAACACAGAACAAUUUACUGUGUUUUAUAACAUAGAGCACGGGUUUAUGACAUAGAGCACGGGUUUAUGACAUAGAGCACGGGUUUAUGACAUAGAGCACGGGUUUAUGACAUAGAGCACGGGUUUAUGACAUAGAGCACGGGUUUAUGACAUAGAGCACGGGUUUAUGACAUAGAGCACGGGUUUAUGACAUAGAGCACGGGUUUAUGACAUAGAGCACGGGUUUAUGACAUAGAGCACGGGUUUAUGACAUAGAGCACGGGUUUAUGACAUAGAGAACGGGUUUAUGACAUAGAGCACGGGUUUAUGACAUAGAGCACGGGUUUAUGACAUAGAGCACGGGUUUAUGACAUAGAGAACGGGUUUAUGACAUAGAGAACGGGUUUAUGACAUAGAGCACGGGUUUAUGACAUAGAGAACGGGUUUAUGACAUAGAGCACGGGUUUAUAACAGAGAGCACGGGUUUAUGACAUAGAGCACGGGUCUAUGACAUAGAGCACGGGUUUAUGACAUAGAGCACGGGUUUAUGACAUAGAGCACGGGUUUAUGACAGAACGAGUGGCUUUGCUACAUCUUUGCUCUGAGCCAACCAGAAGGGAAUAAGGGUCCAUUUUUAUUGUACAUUUAUUGUAAAUUAUAAAUAUUCUCAUCUUAAACUUUACCCAAUCUUAUGUUGUGUGUCAAUAUUCUUAACAUGAGACUCUUAAAUGUUACUGAAAACUGAGAUUUUGUUGUUUUUACGUUGCAUUUUUUGUUUUACAAAGGGAGCACCUAUUCUCUUCAAAAUAUAUUAUACGUGAUGUUAGGAGUAACUAUGAUAAUUAGAAAAGUACUUUGUAAAUAUUUUUUUUAAGUUUUAUGAUAACAUGUAAUAUAUUCUGAACAAAAAUAUAAACGCAACAUUUUCAAAUAAAAUUGUAUUUGUCACAUGCGGCGAAUGGCAAUGCGAGUAGUCUGGGUAACCAUUUGAUUAGCUGUUCAGGAUUCUUAUGGCUUGGGGGUAGAAGCUGUCUAGAAGCCUCAUGGAUCUAGACUUGGCGAUCUGGUACCGCUUGCCGUGCGUUAGCAGAGAGAACAGUCUAUGAGUAGGGUGGCUGGAGUCUUUGACAAUUUUCAGGGCUUCCUCUGACACCAUCUGGUAUAGAGGUCCUGGAUUGCAGGAAGCUUGGCCCCGGUGAUGUACUGGGCCAUUCGCACUACCCUCUGUAGUGCCUUGUGGUCGGAGGCCGAGCAGUUGCCAUACCAGGCACUGAUGCAACCCGUCAGGAUGCUCUCGAUGGUGCAGAUGUAGAACCUUUUGAGGAUUUGAGGACCCAUGACAAAUCUUUUCAGUCUCCUGAUGGGAAAUAGGUUUUGUUGUGCCCUCUUCACGACUGUCUUAGUAUGCUUGGACCAUGUUAGUUUGUUGGUGAUGUGGACGCCAAGGAACUUGAAGCUCUCAACCUGCUCCACUACAGCCCCAUCGAUGAGAAUGGGGGCGUGCUCGGUCCUCCUUUUCCUGUAGUCCACAAUCAUCUCCUUUGUCUUGAUCACAUUGAGGGAGAUGUUGUUGUCAUUGCACCACACGGUCAGGUGUCUAACCUCCCUAUAGGCUGUCUCAUCGUUGUCAGUGAUCAGGCCUACCACUGUUGUCAUCAGCAAACUUAAUGAUGGUGUUGGAGUUGUGCCUGGCCGUGCAGUCAUUCCUUUUGUCCAGAUGUGAAAGGGCAGUGUGGAGUGCCAAUAGAGAUUGCAUCAUCUGUGGAUCUGUUGGUUUGGUAUGCAAAUUGGAGUGGGUCUAGGGUUUCUGGGAUAAUGGUGUUUAUGUGAGCCAUGACCUGCCUUUUAAAGCCUUUCAUGGCUACAGACGUGAGUGCUACGGGUCUGUAGUCAGUUAGGCAGGUUAACUAUGUUGGUAUUACAGACUCGGACAGAGAGAGGUUGAAAAUGUCAGUGAAGACACUUGCCAGUUGGUCAGCGCAUGCUCGGAGUACAAGUCUUGGUAAUCCGUCUGGCCCUGCGGCCUUGUGAAUGUUGACUUGUUUAAAGGUCUUACUCACAUCAGCUGCGGAGAGCGAGAUCACACAGCCGUCUGGAACAGCUGGUGCUCUCAUGCAUGCUUCAGUGUUACUUGCCUUGAAGCGAGCAUAAAAGUAGAUUAGCUCGUCUGGUGUCACUGGGUAGUUCUUGGCUGUGCUUUCGUUUGUAGUCUGUAAUGGUUUGCAAGUCCUGCCUCAUCCGACGAGCGUCGGAGCCGGUGUAGUAUGAUUAGAUCUUAGUCCUUUAUUGACGAUUUGCCUGUUUGAUGGUUCGUCGGAGGGCAGUUUGGGAAUUCUUAUAAGCUUACGGGUUAGUCACGCUCCUUGAAAGCGGCAGCUCUCUCUUUAGCUCAGUGCGAAUGUUGCCUGCAAUACAUGACUUCUGGUUUGGGUAUGUACGUACAGUCACUGUGGGGACCACGUCCUUGAUGCACUUAUUGAUUAAAGCCAGUGACUGAUGUGGUGUACUCCUCAAUACCAUCGGAAGAAUCCCGGAACAUAUUCCAGUCUGUGCUAUCAAAGCAGUCCUGUUGUUUAGCAUCUGCUUCAUCUGACCACCUUUUUAUAGACCGAGUCACUGGUGCUUCCUGCUUUAAUUUUUGCUUGUAAGCAAGAAUCCGGAGGAUAAGAAUUAUGGUCAGAUUUGCCAAGUGGAGGGCGAGGGAAAGCUUUCUACGUGUCUGUGUGUGGAGUAAAGGUGGUGUAGAAUUUUUUUCCCUCUGCUUGCACAUUUAACAUGCUGAUAGAAAUGAUGUAAAACUGAUUUUAAGUUUCCCUGCAUUAAAGUCCCCAGCCACUAGGAAGGCCGCCUCUGGAUGAGCGUUUUCCUGUUUGCUUAUGGCGGUAUACCUCUCAUUGAGUGCGGUUUUAGUGCCAGCAUCAGUCUGUGGUAUGUACGAAAAAUACAGCUGAAAACUCUCUAAGUAGAUAGCGUGGUCUACAGCUUAUCAUGCAACAAUUUCAACGAUUUUUAGAUUUUUUUGUAUUUGUACAAAUUGUAUUUGUCACAUGUGCCGAAUUCAACAGGUGUAGACCUUAACGUGAAAUGCUUACAGUUCAUAUAGAGAAAUCAGUCAAUUUAAAUAUAUUAAUUAGACCCUAAUCUAUGGAUUUCACAUGACUGGGCAGGGGUGCAGCCAUGGUUGGGCCAAUCAGAAUGAGUUUUUCUCCACAAAAGGGCUUUAUUACAGACAUAAAUACUCCUCAGUUUCAUCAGCUGUCCAGGUGGCUGGUCACAGAAGAUCCCGCAGGUGAAGAAGCCAGAUGUGGAGGUCCUGGGCUGCAGGUAUGAGGCCGGUUGGACGUAUUGCUAAAUUCUCUAAAAUGACAGAGGCAGCUUAUGGUAGAGAUAUGAAUUAUCUGGCAACCGCUCUGGUGGAUAUUCCUGCAGUCAACAUGUCAAUUGCGUGCUUCUUCAAAAUUCACACAUCUAUGGCUUCGUGUUGUGACAAAACUGCGCCUUUUAUUGUCGCCAGCACAAGGUGCACCUGUGUAAUGAUCAUGCUGUUUAAUCAGCUUCUUGAUAUGCCUGUCAGGUGGAGCGAUUGUCUUGACAAAGGAGAAAUGCUCACUAACUUUUUGUGCAUAUGGAACAUUUCUGAGAUUUUUAAUUUCAGCUCAUGAAACAAAGACCAACACAGUACAUGUUGCAUUUAUAUUUUUGUUCAGCAUACUAUAUUCUUGAUAGUUUGUGAAAACAUUUAAAUGUAUCUAAAAUAUGUAUUACAUAUUAAAUUCCAUGUAUGUUUGUAUUUAUGUUUAACCAAAGUGGAAAUCCAGUGUUUGCCCUCCAAAGAGUUCAAACCAAAAUGGGGGGUACUUUGUAAAGCACUAUUGUCAAAUGAAAGUGCAAGUCUUAAGGUCCAGCUGAGCUGUGGAAGGUGUUAGUGUAUGUGACGUGUCAGCUGUGAGGUCAGCGUACACACCAAUACGUUACAGUAGAACAGGCGUGGAUGGUUCUAAUCUACUGCAUAGCAUCAGACUUCUUUGAACCGAGCUGUACUAAUGUAACCUACAGUAAACCCUGACAUAGUAAAAAGCACAAUCUGCAACUUUGUAUUCCCACUUGUUUGGAAAACUGUGGGGUGGAUCUUGGCAAAUGUAACUGCCAUUGUAAUUCUGUGGUAACCCCGUGCCACCCCCAAAACCAAACACAAGGGGGCGGAGUUGAGCCCAUUUCAGUGACGGGUUCUUGAAGAGAAAGCGGCUUCCGUAUGUAUUUAACUUUCAUGACAAUGCACUGUAUACAUCGACUGACUUUUCGUGUGGAGUUAAAACAAACUUGUAUUUCAUCCAACAGUUUGUAUGCAUCUUCUCAAUAUUGUAUUUAUAUUAUCGUUCAUAAAACAAAAUUCCGUGAUAUUC